GCCAGCCAGGACACCCCUUGGGAUCACACUGAGCUCGCCACAUCCCCAAGGUGGCUGAACCUUCCGCACCAACCCGCCCAGGUUAAACCCCAGAGGCCCCAUGGAAUUCCCUGGCCUGGGGGCCCUGGGGACCUCAGAACCCCUGCCUCAGUUUGUGGAUCCUGCCUUGGUGUCCUCGACACCAGAGUCAGGGGUCUUCUUCCCCUCUGGGCCUGAGGGCUUGGAUGCAGCAGCUUCCUCCACUGCCCCAAGCACAGCCACUGCUGCAGCUACUACACUGGCCUACUACAGGGACGCUGAGGCCUACAGACACUCUCCAGUCUUUCAGGUGUACCCACUGCUCAACUGUAUGGAGGGGAUCUCAGGGGGUUCACCCUAUGCUGGCUGGGCCUAUGGCAAGACGGGGCUCUAUCCUGCCUCAACCGUGUGCCCCAGUCGUGAGGACUCCCCUCCCCAGGCCCCGGAAGAUCCGGAUGGGAAGAGCAACACCAGUUUCCUGGAGACCUUGAAGACAGAGCGGCUGAGUCCUGACCUCUUGACCCUGGGGCCUGCCCUGCCUUCAUCUCUCCCUGUCUCCAGUAGUGCUUAUGGGGGUCCUGACUUUUCUGGUCCCUUCUUUUCUCCCACUGGGAGCCCCCUCAAUUCAGCAGCUUAUUCUUCCCCCAAGCUUCGUGGAAGCCUUCCUCUACCCCCUUGUGAGGCCAGGGAGUGUGUGAACUGCGGAGCAACAGCCACUCCACUGUGGCGGAGGGACAGGACAGGCCACUACCUGUGCAACGCUUGCGGCCUUUAUCACAAGAUGAAUGGGCAGAACAGGCCUCUCAUUCGGCCCAAGAAGCGCCUGAUUGUCAGUAAACGGGCAGGUACUCAGUGCACCAACUGCCAGACAACAACCACGACACUGUGGCGGAGAAAUGCCAGCGGAGACCCUGUGUGCAAUGCCUGUGGCCUUUACUACAAGCUACACCAGGUGAACCGACCACUGACCAUGCGGAAGGAUGGUAUUCAGACUCGGAACCGCAAGGCAUCUGGAAAAGGGAAAAAGAAGCGGGGGUCAAGUCUGGGAGGAACAGGAGCAGCUGAAGGACCAGCUGGUGGCUUCAUGGUGGUGGCUGGUAGCAGUGGUAGUGGGAAUUGUGGAGAGGUAGCCUCAGGUUUGACACUGGGUCCUCCAGGUACUGCCCAUCUCUACCAAGGCCUGGGCCCUGUGGUGCUGUCAGGGCCUGUUAGCCACCUCAUGCCUUUCCCUGGACCCCUGCUGGGCUCACCCACAGGAUCCUUCCCCACAGGCCCUGUGCCUCCCACCACCAGCACCACUGUGGUGGCUCCACUCAGCUCUUGAGGGCACAGAGCAUGGCUUCAGGGAGCAGGGGUGGGGUGGUGGUUCCCUCCCGUUGUAUCCAGCAGUCUAUACAACCCAACCCUCUGGGACCCAGUCAUCUCCUGCCUGGAUUUUCAAAGUUUUUGUAAAAUAAAACCACCA
This is a messenger RNA of Sciurus carolinensis (gray squirrel), 1483 nucleotides long. It is a transcript of the gene Gata1, whose product is annotated as GATA binding protein 1. Gene Ontology annotation, biological process: cell fate commitment; positive regulation of transcription by RNA polymerase II; negative regulation of transcription by RNA polymerase II. The transcript has 6 exons. Gene Ontology annotation, molecular function: zinc ion binding; RNA polymerase II cis-regulatory region sequence-specific DNA binding; DNA-binding transcription factor activity, RNA polymerase II-specific. The coding region runs from base 101 to 1342 and encodes 413 amino acids. Lineage: Eukaryota; Metazoa; Chordata; Mammalia; Rodentia; Sciuridae. The record is from RefSeq and is a predicted model, not a curated record.